AUGGAUAGGGAGGACGGGAAUUUUAGCCCCAAGAGGCGCAAAAUAGAUUUCAAUCCCCUACGCUCCGAUGAUCGCUAUACAUCUCUUCCAAAUCGGAGCCAUUCAUCUCGACCACACGGCCGCUUCCAACAUGGUCCCAACUCGCGCGCUUCCACACCUCGCGCGCAAUCCAACUAUGCCUCAACCCCAAAACAGCAAGAGUUCGACGGUCCAGAACCUCUAGUGAGCGCAGAUGAGCAGAAUGCCCUUGAUCGCGACUGGUAUACCGGUGACGAGACUGGUGGACAUACCUUUGGCGAUGACUCCCAUAAUCCGUUUGGGUCGUACGAUACUUCAUGGGUCGAGCAGCAACAGCGGGAGGCUGAGUUAGUCGAGAAGAAAUCCGGACGACAUAUGAAUGCGCGCCAACUGCAGAGGCAAAAGGACAACGAUGCCUGGGAGACUAAUCGUAUGCUUACUUCUGGUGUCGCUCAACGACGUGCAUUAGGGGAUGACUUCGAAGACGAUGACGAGGGAACUCGCGUUCACUUACUAAUUCACGACCUUAAACCGCCAUUUUUAGAUGGACGGACUGUGUUUACCAAGCAGUUGGAGCCAGUUCCAGCUGUUAGGGACUAUCAGAGCGACAUGGCUGUAUUCAGUCGCAAAGGGAGCCGCGUGGUGAGGGAAAGGAGGCAGCAGAGGGAACGUCAGCGCCAUGCCAAAGAGGCUACCAACAUGGCCGGUACCGCUCUUGGAAAUGUCUUGGGCGUGAAAGAAGAUGAGGGGGAUAGCGCCUUGCCGAUAGCAACAGAAGAAGAUGCACCAAAGUCCGGAGAGAACAAGUUCAGCGAGCACAUGAAAAAGAACGACGGCGCAAGUGCAUUCAGUCAGAGUAAAACCUUGAGAGAGCAGAGAGAAUUCCUACCCGCCUUUGCAGUCCGGGAAGAUUUAUUGAGGGUGAUUCGAGACAACCAAGUUGUUAUAGUAGUUGGCGAGACAGGUUCAGGAAAAACGACACAGCUUACACAGUUUUUAUACGAAGACGGGUACGGGAAAUCAGGCAUGAUAGGGUGCACUCAACCUCGACGAGUAGCGGCAAUGAGUGUAGCGAAGCGUGUGGCCGAGGAGAUGGAGGUCAAGUUGGGUAGUACGGUUGGUUAUGCUAUUCGAUUCGAAGACUGUACUAGUAAAGACACCGUCAUCAAGUACAUGACCGAUGGUGUUUUACUACGAGAAUCGCUUAACGAGAGAGACCUGGACCGUUAUUCAUGCGUAAUUAUGGACGAAGCUCACGAGCGAGCGCUUAAUACGGAUGUGUUAAUGGGACUUUUCAAUAAGAUCUUACAACGCCGAAGAGAUCUCAAGUUAAUCGUUACGUCUGCCACCAUGAAUUCGAAGCGGUUUUCGGAUUUUUUCGGUGGUGCCCCUGAGUUCACCAUUCCAGGUCGAACCUUUCCAGUCGAUAUUAUGUUCCAUCGAUCGCCGGUCGAAGACUACGUCGAUCAAGCUGUUCAGCAAGUACUCGCCAUACACGUAUCGAUGGGCGCUGGCGAUAUUCUAGUAUUUAUGACGGGACAGGAAGACAUCGAAUGUACUUGUGAAUUAGUACGAGAACGCCUAGACGCCCUUAAUGAUCCACCAGAGCUCAGUAUCCUUCCGAUUUACAGUCAAAUGCCAGCAGACCUACAAGCCAAAAUUUUCGACCGGGCACCUCCUGGAGUACGGAAAUGUAUUGUGGCUACUAAUAUCGCAGAGACUAGUUUGACGGUCGAUGGUAUUAUGUACGUGGUGGACGCGGGAUAUUCUAAGCUAAAGGUGUACAACCCUCGGAUGGGUAUGGACACGCUCCAGAUUACACCAAUAUCGCAAGCGAAUGGAGGCCAACGUGCUGGUCGUGCUGGUCGAACAGGUCCUGGUAAAGCGUUCCGCUUGUAUACCGAGAAAGCAUUCAAGGAUGAACUUUAUAUUCAAACGAUACCCGAAAUUCAACGGACGAAUCUCAGCAAUACGGUGCUUCUACUAAAGUCACUGGGCGUUCGGGACUUGCUCGACUUCGAUUUUAUGGAUCCGCCACCGCAGGACACUAUUACUACCUCCCUUUUCGACCUCUGGGCUUUGGGUGCGUUGGAUAACCUCGGAGAGCUGACGGAUCUCGGUUCUAAGAUGAACGCUUUUCCUAUGGACCCGUCUCUGGCAAAGCUCCUCAUCAUGUCCGAAGAGUAUGGGUGUAGCGAGGAAAUGGUUACUAUCGUCUCUAUGCUCUCCGUCCCUAACGUUUUCUACCGUCCCAAGGAACGACAAGAAGAGUCUGAUGCAGCGCGCGAGAAAUUCUUCGUUCCCGAGUCCGAUCAUCUAACCUACCUCCAUGUGUAUUCACAAUGGAAGACCAAUGGCUAUUCGGAUGGUUGGUGUACGCGCCACUUUCUGCACCCGAAAUCACUACGGAGAGCAAAGGAGAUCAGAGACCAGCUUCUUGACAUCAUGAAAAUGCAAAAGAUGCAGAUGGUCAGCUGCGGUACGGAUUGGGAUAUCAUUCGCAAGUGUAUCUGCUCUGGUUACUACCAUCAGGCAGCCAAAGUCAAGGGUAUAGGAGAGUAUAUCAACCUACGUACAUCAGUUACGGUACAGCUCCAUCCCACAAGCGCCCUAUAUGGUCUCGGCUUUCUCCCCGACUACGUGAUCUACCACGAACUUAUCCUCACGUCGAAAGAGUACAUGUCAACAGUAACAUCCGUCGAUCCCCAUUGGCUUGCGGAGUUGGGUGGUGUUUUCUACUCGGUAAAAGAGAAGGGGUACUCAGCCCGAGAAAAGCGUAUUACAGAGACCGAGUUCAACCGCAAGAUGGAAAUCGAGGCGAAGAUGGCAGAAGAUAAGCAAAGAUACGAAGAACAGAAGAAAUUGGAAGAGGAAAGGGCGGCUAAGAAGCCCGCAGCCAACAAGGAAGCUAAGAAGAUUAUUACUUCUGGCGCAGUGAAGAAACCUGUAGCCAAAAGGAAGGGCAGGGGUUUCUAG
Daldinia childiae is the source of this 2994-nucleotide messenger RNA. Its product is annotated as Pre-mRNA-splicing factor ATP-dependent RNA helicase prp16. Bases 1 to 2994 code for a protein of 997 amino acids. The record is from RefSeq and is a predicted model, not a curated record. Gene Ontology annotation, biological process: mRNA splicing, via spliceosome. Lineage: Eukaryota; Fungi; Ascomycota; Sordariomycetes; Xylariales; Hypoxylaceae. Gene Ontology annotation, molecular function: RNA binding; ATP binding. The transcript has a single exon. Gene Ontology annotation, cellular component: intracellular anatomical structure; spliceosomal complex.